This is a messenger RNA of Boleophthalmus pectinirostris (great blue-spotted mudskipper), 2090 nucleotides long. RefSeq names its product eukaryotic translation initiation factor 3 subunit E-B. Gene Ontology annotation, cellular component: eukaryotic translation initiation factor 3 complex; cytoplasm; nucleus. Bases 29 to 1369 code for a protein of 446 amino acids. Gene Ontology annotation, molecular function: translation initiation factor activity. The record is from RefSeq and is a predicted model, not a curated record. Gene Ontology annotation, biological process: translational initiation. Lineage: Eukaryota; Metazoa; Chordata; Actinopteri; Gobiiformes; Gobiidae. The transcript has 13 exons.
CAUAAAGUUAUUUUUGAAUCCAGCCAAGAUGGCGGACUACGAUUUGACAACCAAAAUAGCACAUUUUCUCGACCGACAUUUGGUUUUUCCUCUCUUGGAGUUCCUCUCUGUAAAAGAAAUUUACAAUGAAAAGGAACUUCUCCAGGGGAAGCUGGAUCUUCUCAGCGACACAAACAUGGUGGACUUCGCCAUGGAUGUGUACAAAAACCUGUAUCCUGAUAAAGAUAUACCACACUCUCUGAAGGAGAAGAGGACAACAGUUGUAGCGCAGUUGAAGCAACUCCAAUCAGAGACAGAGCCCAUUGUAAAGAUGUUUGAGGAUCCAGAAACAACUCGACAGAUGCAGUCCACAAGGGAUGGGAGGAUGCUGUUCGAGUACCUGUCAGAGAAACACAAUUUUCGUCAGGAGUACUUGGACACUCUUUACAGAUAUGCCAAGUUUCAGUACGAGUGCGGUAACUACUCUGGAGCAGCAGAAUACCUCUACUUUUUCCGUGUGUUGGUGCCCUCCACUGACAGAAAUGCCCUGAGCUCUCUUUGGGGAAAACUGGCCUCUGAAAUCCUGAUGCAGAACUGGGAAGCAGCAAUGGAGGAUCUGACAAGACUUCGAGAGACCAUUGACAACAAUUCUGUGAGUUCCCCUCUCCAGUCGCUGCAGCAGAGGACCUGGCUCAUUCACUGGUCUCUAUUCGUCUUCUUUAAUCACCCCAAAGGCAGAGACAACAUCAUCGAGCUGUUCCUCUACCAGCCGCAGUACCUCAAUGCCAUACAGACAAUGUGCCCACACAUCCUGCGGUACCUCACCACAGCUGUCAUCACCAACAAAGACGUGAGGAAGAGGAGACAAGUGCUCAAGGACCUCGUCAAAGUCAUUCAACAGGAGUCUUACACUUACAAGGACCCCAUCACUGAGUUUGUGGAGUGUCUCUAUGUGAACUUUGAUUUCGACAGCGCCCAGAAGAAGCUGCGCGAGUGUGAGUCGGUUUUGGUAAAUGACUUCUUCCUGGUGGCGUGUCUGGAGGACUUCAUUGAAAACGCUCGUCUUUUCAUCUUUGAGACUUUUUGCCGCAUUCAUCAGUGCAUCAGUAUCAGCAUGCUCGCUGAUAAGCUCAAUAUGACGCCGGAGGAGGCAGAGCGCUGGAUCGUCAACCUCAUCAGGAACGCUAGGCUCGACGCCAAGAUCGACUCUAAGCUGGGCCACGUGGUGAUGGGGAACAAUGCGGUGUCUCCGUACCAGCAGGUGAUCGAGAAAACCAAAAGUCUGUCAUUUCGGAGUCAGAUGUUAGCCAUGAACAUCGAGAAGAAACUGGCGCAUAGCAACAGGAAUGAGACUCCAAACUGGGCAGCGCAGGACAGUGGAUUUUACUGAACCAUCACCAUGGAGACCGCAGAGGUGACUCUUCAACCAGCUGUUAAUAUUUAUGCAAAAACAGACAUCGGGCGUGAUUACCAUCUUUUCUUUGUAACCUUUGGACUGUGUAAUUAUUAUUUAAAAGUCAGAUUCCAUUUACCCUCCAAAACUUCAACAAUGUCAUAGGUUUUCAUUAAAAUUCAUUUUAAACAAAACUAAUAUAUUGUGUUUUUGUCAUUUUCCCACUAGAUGGCAGUGUGUACUUUUUUUUAUAAUAUAUGGCUUUGCUGUCAGAUUUUUUUUUUUUUUACCUCAAAAACUUGCAGUGCUGUUAUUACUACUGUUAUAAUUUUAAAUUUAAUAUUUCCUUUUUUUUUUUUUUUUUAACAUUAGAGACUUUCGAUACCAGACAGACCAUAUUAUUUUGUUUUAGUGGGGUUUUUUUUAACCUCCAAAGCUUGCAUUGUGUUGUAAUUUCUACUGUUUACAUUUGUUUCACAUUUGAGACUUUUAAUACCACACACAAAUAUAACUUUUUUUUUUUUUUUUCACUAUGUGUUUUUUUUUUUUUUUUUGAUGAAUCGUAGUCUUAACAUUCUUUGAUAAUAGCAUUGUAAAACCAGAAAUGAAAAUUAUACAUUGUCACUAUACAUUUUCCCCUAGGACAUAAAGCUGUCUGCUGUGCAAAUUUGCUUUGAGAGUUUUUUUCUUAUAAGAAAUAAAGUCUAGAAAAUAUGUA